This is a messenger RNA of Alternaria postmessia, 1242 nucleotides long. RefSeq lists its product as uncharacterized. Bases 1 to 1242 code for a protein of 413 amino acids. Lineage: Eukaryota; Fungi; Ascomycota; Dothideomycetes; Pleosporales; Pleosporaceae. The transcript has 2 exons. The record is from RefSeq and is a predicted model, not a curated record.
AUGUAUACGAACAUUAUCUCUGUGCUCGCCCUGGCUGGCGCUGCUCAGGCCCACAUGUCGAUGUACUACCCGGCUCCCUUAGGAGGAGCCCCUGCCAUCAACAAGCAAUCAACGGAGCUUGACCCCGAGUUCAACUUCCCGCUUGGUUGCUGUGGACCUGACGGUGGUGACAGCAGGCCCUCUCCUGGUAUUUGCCGCGGUCACCUUGACAAGUUCGACACUGAGGAUGCUACUGUCACCUGGCAGCCUGGACAAGACGCUUACUUCCAACUGACAAACUAUGACUACGACCCAGCGGCGCCUGGUGGUACCCACUAUGGAGGAUCUUGCCAGGUCGGUUUCUCGACCGACAAGGGCAAGACAUGGAAGAUGGCCGCUUCAUACCACGGUGCUUGCCCACAUGCCACCGAGGAUGGAUCACCUGAGGCCCAGACCUUCGACUUCAAAGUACCUACCGGUAUGCCUGAAGGUGAUGCUAUCUUCGGUUGGGUAUGGCUCAAUCGCGAACACGAGUCAUUCAUGAACUGUGCUAAAGUCCACAUUGGUUCUGGCUCUGGUGCUGGCUCUGGCGAUAGCACCGAGCCCAGCGAGCCAUCUCAGUCUGCAACGCAGCCCGAGCAACCAGCAUACUCCGAGACUGAGCCUGAGGAGACUCCUCAGCCAACUUCCGCACAGCCUGAGGCUCCCGCCGAGGACGAUAAGAGCUCCGAGCAAUCGCCACCCGCUUCGCCUGUCGAGGACAGCCCGGCUGUCGUCGUUACCACUGUCGUAGCUACUACUAUCUACGAGCAGUACCAGCCUACACAGACAGCGACCAACGACUCUGAAGCUUCCGAAGAGACUGAUGACUCAAGUGACGGCCACUGGUGGAACCGUCCUCACCAGAAGGUUAAGGCAGGCACUCGUCGUUAUGCAGUUGACGGCUCUCGCUGUGAGUGCCGUCGUGACGAGCUUACCCUUGCGGCUCGCUGCUCCUGCGAUUCUACCAACAAGGCUGUCGAGCGCAAGGCUCUUCGUAUGCACCGCCGCACCUUCUACAAGCGUGUUGAUGCGUGUGAUUGGAACUCGGCCCCCAGAAUGGAGGUCUCGUACUUCACUGAGGAUGCCAACUGCGCCCCCAAUGCUAAGGCUCACAUGCCUGAGAGCGACACUUUUGAGUUGGGCUGGGAUGUCAACUGUGGUGUCGUUGAUGGCCAGAGUGAGUAUGAGAUCAAGACCAUGAGCUGUGACAUGUAUGGUUAG